AUGAAGGCCACUCUUGUAAUAUUCUCUGCCAUCUCCAUGGCCAAUGCCUUUCCAGGCAUGUCCGAACUCCGGCAUGUAUCCCGUGCGCAAGAUGAGGACAAUACCAAGAAACUACCUGGUGACUUGGAGGGUCAAGACGAGAGCACCAUGUCUGAGACAGGGAAGCUCAUUAAGAAUAUCUUGCAAGGCAACGAAAAUCCUCAAGACCUGACCACGGCGUAUUCUUCGGUUCCGGACCAAAACUCAGCCGAGUGCAAGGCUGACAAGUGUUGCAUAUGGAAGCACAUUGCGGAUGAGAUGAAGUCCAAGAUGACGGGGGAUGCCGGACGUUGCAACAACCUUGCAAGACAAUGCAUUCGCAUGGGAUUCCACGACGCAGCAACGUGGUCUUUAAACACGGGCAAGGACGGCGGCGCGGACGGGUCAUUAGUUCUAGCCAGAGAAUGCUUUGACCGCAAGAUCAACAACGGCUUGACAGACGGAUGCAACCAGAUGCAGGCUUGGUUCGACACGUACAAGUCCUUUGGCGUCAGCAUGGCCGAUCUGAUCCAGAUGGGCGGCGGUCCAGAGAUGAGAGUAGUCGCGCUUCUUGCUAACAUCUCAACUGGUCCUUUAGCAAAUGUCGCCACGGUUGUCUGCCCCCUCGGCCCCCGAGUCCGCAGCUUCGUCGGGCGCAAAGACAACGCCAACCCAUCGCCAGACGGCCUCCUGCCAUCGCCGUCCGACCCGGCCGACCAGCUGAUUUCUCUCUUUGCCAACAAGACCAUCAGCGCCAACCAGCUCGUGGCCCUGGUCGGCGCGCACACCACCAGCCAGCAGUUCUUUGUAGACACCGCCCGCGCUGGAGACCCCCAGGACAGCACCCCCGGUGUAUGGGACACCAACUUUUACGGAGAGACCACCGACGCCAAUUCGCCCAAGCAGGUGUUCAAGUUUCAAAGCGAUGUUAGUCUAUCGCAAGAUUCUAGGACCAAGGGUGCCUGGACGGCGUUUACCGGGACACAGGGACAGCGUCCUUGGAACGGGGCCUACGCCGCGGCGUACGUUCGCAUGAGCAUGCUGGGCGUGUAUAAUACCAAUGACUUGACCGAGUGCACAAAGGCGCUCCCGCUGCCCAUCACUUCCUUCACGUCCCCCGACGCCGCGGCCUUGGCGGACUUUGCCAACGGCGGGGCGCCUGAUGCCUCCAGAAACGCGUCCAAUGGAGAUAUUAUUGUAGUCUAG
Molecule: messenger RNA, 1224 nt
Organism: Metarhizium robertsii ARSEF 23
Lineage: Eukaryota; Fungi; Ascomycota; Sordariomycetes; Hypocreales; Clavicipitaceae
Product: peroxidase manganese-dependent 1
Exons: 3
Coding region: 1-1224 (407 amino acids)
Biological process (GO): cellular response to oxidative stress; hydrogen peroxide catabolic process; response to reactive oxygen species
Molecular function (GO): heme binding; peroxidase activity
Source: RefSeq, a predicted model, not a curated record